Panicum virgatum (switchgrass) is the source of this 1655-nucleotide messenger RNA. RefSeq names its product flap endonuclease 1-B-like. The transcript is spliced from 17 exons. The record is from RefSeq and is a predicted model, not a curated record. NCBI's taxonomy places the organism in Eukaryota, Viridiplantae, Streptophyta, Magnoliopsida, Poales, Poaceae. Gene Ontology annotation, molecular function: 5'-3' exonuclease activity; DNA binding; 5'-flap endonuclease activity. Bases 108 to 1421 code for a protein of 437 amino acids.
UACAAACAACCAAACAGCGCCCACGAGUUAGGGGAUUCCGGAUUCGCCGCCGCCCGGCCGCGUUUUGGUUCCCCUUCCUCGCCGGCUCGCCGCCGGUCACCGCCGCCAUGGGAAUCAAGGGCUUGACGAAGCUGCUGGCGGAGCACGCUUCGAGGGCCGCGGUGCAGCGGAGGGUGGAGGACUACCGCGGCCGCGUCAUCGCCGUCGACGCCAGCCUCAGCAUCUACCAGUUCCUCAUUGUGGUUGGAAGGAAAGGGUCAGAGCUUCUGACCAAUGAGUCUAGUGAAGUCACGAGUCAUCUGCAGGGUAUGUUGAACCGGACAGUAAGAAUGCUAGAAGCAGGGAUAAAGCCUGUUUUUGUUUUUGAUGGCGAGCCACCUGAAAUGAAGAAAAAGGAGCUUGCAAAAAGGUCCUUAAAGAGGAAUGAUGCUACAAAAGAUCUUAAUAGAGCUAUUGAGAUUGGGGAUGAGGAUUUAGUUGAAAAAUUUAGCAAAAGAACUGUCAAGGUCACAAAAAAGCACAAUGAUGAUUGUAAGAGGCUGUUAAGAUUGAUGGGUGUCCCUGUAGUUGAGGCACCAGGUGAGGCUGAAGCACAGUGUGCAGCUCUUUGUGAAAAUCACCAGGUCUAUGCUGUAGCUUCAGAGGACAUGGACUCUCUGACUUUUGGUGCUCGAAGGUUUCUUCGUCACUUAACUGACCUUGGUUAUAAGAAAUCUCCUGUGACAGAAUUUGAAGUGUCAAAGGUUUUGGAGGAACUUGGACUCUCAAUGGAUCAGUUCAUUGACUUGUGUAUCCUUAGUGGAUGUGAUUACUGCGAGAAUAUUAAAGGUAUUGGGGGACAAAGAGCCCUGAAACUCAUUCGACAGCAUGGUUGCAUUGAAGAAGUUGUGCAAAAUCUUAAACAGACGAGAUUCAAUGUUCCAGAAGACUGGCCUUACCAGGAAGUUCGGACAUUGUUUAAAGAACCUAAUGUUUGUACAGAAAUUCCAGAUUUCAUGUGGACCUCGCCUGACUCACAGGGCCUUAUGGAUUUCUUGUCAACUGAAAACAGUUUCAGUCCUGAUAGGGUAGCAAAGGCGGUAGAAAAGAUUACUGUUGCAAGGGAUAAAUAUUCCCCAGGAAGAUUGAAGCUUUUGACACCAGUUUCUAGCUUACCGGGAUCUUAUACUGAGAAGGUGCAGAUCUUAAACAGCAUGACUUUAGUCUUCAUCAUUUGCUCGUCUUUCCUGUGCCGUAGCCACAGAUUCACAUUGGAACCCACAUGCAUACUAGGCUCUCCAGGACAAGGUCUGAAGAUCAGGUCUGCCCCACAAGUGUGCAAUAGUUCAAGUUCUGGCCUCAGAUAUGCUAGCUCAAAACCAUUUAUGCUGGGCAUGCAAUCAGGAUUCCAUGGAAGACCUUAUGCUUUCUCUUCCCUCUAAAUAUCUAGCUGCUCUGGUUUACAAGAGCUGAUUGGUUGAAGCUGUAACUGCAGCUCAUGAAGGAUGGAUGCUCACUUAAAAUAUGUUAAUCGCAUGGUACUAUUGUAAUCUUUCCUUUUGUACUGUAACCUAGCUAGUGAACUGCUGCAGUUCUUCUCAAAUCUAAUGCUGAUUGCUGCUACACCACUUGAUCUUUCCUUUCUGCCCUUCAAGUAUUUGACCACCUUUUGGUUA